Pezoporus flaviventris is the source of this 2565-nucleotide messenger RNA. RefSeq names its product visual system homeobox 2 (gene VSX2). Gene Ontology annotation, molecular function: sequence-specific double-stranded DNA binding; DNA-binding transcription factor activity, RNA polymerase II-specific. The transcript has 5 exons. Gene Ontology annotation, biological process: regulation of transcription by RNA polymerase II. Bases 65 to 1216 code for a protein of 383 amino acids. Lineage: Eukaryota; Metazoa; Chordata; Aves; Psittaciformes; Psittacidae. Gene Ontology annotation, cellular component: nucleus. The record is from RefSeq and is a predicted model, not a curated record.
AGGGGCCUGAGCCGGGGGCUCCCAGGCAUUCCCGGAGCGGGCACCAGGGACCGGCGGCCGCAGCAUGACGGGCAAAGCGGGCGCGGCGCUGGCCCCCAGCCUGCCCGGUAAGCCCAAGCUCGACGGCGCGCCCGCCGCCCCGCCGCCGCCUCCGCCGCCCCCCGCGGCAGGGUCCAAGCCUAGCUCCGGGCCCACCCCUCCCCGCUGCACCGGCUUCGGCAUCCAGGAGAUCCUGGGCUUGAACAAGGAGCCGCCGUCGCACCCUCGGGCCGCCCUGGACUCGCUGCCCGCCGGGCACCUGCUGGCGGCCCGGUCCGUGCUCAGCCCCGCCGGGGUGGGCGGUGUGAGCAUGGGUCUGCUGGGGGCCGGCGGCAUCCCCGGCUUCUACACCCAGCCGACUUUCCUGGAGGUGCUCUCCGACCCCCAGAGCGUCCACCUGCAGCCUCUGGCCCGGGCCCCCGGGCAGCUGGACAGCAGCCAGACAGCCAGCUCAGAUUCCGAGGAUGUCUCCUCCAGCGACCGGAAAAUGUCCAAAUCCUCCCUAAACCAGAGCAAGAAACGGAAGAAGAGGCGGCACAGGACAAUCUUCACAUCCUACCAACUGGAGGAGCUGGAAAAGGCCUUCAAUGAGGCCCACUAUCCUGAUGUAUAUGCUAGAGAGAUGCUGGCCAUGAAAACAGAAUUGCCAGAAGACAGGAUACAGGUUUGGUUCCAGAACCGCCGGGCCAAAUGGCGGAAGAGGGAGAAGUGCUGGGGCAGAAGCAGUGUGAUGGCUGAGUAUGGGCUCUACGGUGCCAUGGUGCGUCACUCCAUCCCACUGCCCGAGUCCAUCCUCAAGUCUGCCAAGGACGGCAUCAUGGAGUCCUGUGCCCCUUGGCUCCUGGGGAUGCACAAAAAGUCUCUGGAGGCAGCGGCUGAGGCGGGGAGGAAGACGGAGGUGGAGCGCCAGGCCCUGCCCAAGCUUGACAAGGGUGACAAGGAGGAGAGGGGCCCGGAUCCCAAAACCACCAUUUCGCAGGAGGAACUGAGAGAAAACAGCAUUGCCGCCCUCAGGGCCAAAGCUCAGGAGCACAGCACCAAAGUCCUGGGGACCAUCGCCGGGGACACCCCUCCCCAGGGCAGGAAGCCGGAGGCAGGGGAGGAGGCAGCAGCGGCAGAGGAUGAGAGACAGACGGAGAAGCUGAACUCGUCGCAGAAGGAGGAGAAGCUGAUCUAGGAGGGGGGAAGAGGCGGUGGAAGCCAGCGCUGAGAGACACUGUGUCCUCAGGGGGCCGCAUUCCCCCUCAGACUGACAGCUCCCCCGGCUGCCCCUACCGGGGCGCGGGGCCCCAGUCCCUGCAUUUGGGGCUGCCCGGCAGGGGUGCCCCCGCCUGCUCCCCCUGCCCUUCACUCCUCUGCCCCACUGGGCCUUCCUCACCUCCCCACCCUUCCUGUGGGGCACUGGGAAGUGUCCCGUCUUUGUCGACACCCGAGUGGACACUGAGGCUCUGGUCCCUCUGGCCUCACAACCAGCUCUGGUGCUCUCUCCUUCUGUUGCAGCCCCAGACCCCAUCUGUCAUCUUGGAGUCAACCCUGUGCCCUGCCACUAUGCCCCUCCUUGGUGCAUGCCUCUCCCCAGUCUGCCUGGGCCCCUUCCCCUGGCACCCCAUCCUGCCACGCCUCAGGCAGACUGCCACCUUCCACCAGCCAUCACCUCUGCCUCCGGCCCAGCCCAUAACAGGACAAGCCCAUGGCAGUAUUUGCAUUAAAUGGCGACUCUCCAUCCAGGGUGAUUUGCACCUUCCGCCUGUCUCUCCCUGCCUGGUCUGCUGGGAAGCAGUCGUAGCUUUAAAGCUCAGCUUUGCCACCAUUUGGUAGGGAGAGGCAGGCUUAGCCCACGGGCACGACACCCUGGUCCCACCUAGCACCUCAAGGGGACUCCAGCCCAUGUUUCUGGCUUUGGCAGGGCUAGCCACCACAGCCAGGUCUGACUGCCCCAAACGCCAAAGCCCUGCACCCCUGCAGAGGGGCUGAACGGUGAAAUUGUUUACUGAAUACAUUAUUCCAGGUGAGACAACAACAUCCGCCCAGUGUAUUCAUUUAAUUAAAUUUGUCCAGCUCACCCUCUGAGUGUUAAAGGGAACGACAGCCAUGCACAUCCACCCCGAUACACCCUGUAACGUGUACAUACAUCUCCCAGCCAGUCCCAGACAAGUACAUGCAGACCCGCGUAGCCAAACCCACUCUGUGGGCCCGUCACCUUCCCAUCCCGGUAAGGCACUAUUGUCCCCCCAAAAGCUGUAGGACAGUGACUUCCAGGCAACCCUUUCUGUCCUGCUUUCAGCUGUGAGCACCCUUUCCCCAGAGCUACUGUUUUAUUUCUGUCAAAGGUUAAGCCCCUUCAUCCAGUCCCUGUUUGUCUUUGUCCCCCGGUCGUUUGACGUGUUAGAUGGUAGCCCAUGGUGUGUAAAUAAUGUAUAUACAGCGAGAAAAGAAUUCAGUAUUGAGGUGUUUGAGAUAUGGAGCUGUAACAACUUAUAGUCAUCCAGCAUCUGUGAUUUAUGUGCCAUUUUCUGUAAAGAUAUG